AAUCUACUCUCAGUCAUCAUCUUACUGUGAUAUGAUACACACAUAGUCAAUCAAAAUGGAAAAGUGUUUAUGGGUUUUUGUGUCGUUUUUAGUGAGUUCACAAAUGACAAAUGGUCAAAUUUGUACUAACACUUUGCAAGUAUUAACAAUAAAGGAUACAGAUGUUGAAGUACAAAUCCUUUCAACCACUAGAAGUUCAGAUAUAACUUCAAUGACUGUAUCAGUAAGCAACAACGUAGACAAAGAUACUGCUCUAAGCUAUUUUACAUAUAGCACGGACGACAAUAACUUCAUUUUGUCAACAACUGAGAGUUUUGCCAAUGUCAAUAAGGAUGCUUCACCAACAAAUAAUAAAGCAUUAGAUAUCUAUUUGACGAUCGUUUGCUCUUCGGGACAGACGUACCUGCAAAUAUCUAUAGAAAACACCCAUCAAAAUUCUCCAGUAUUCUCAGAAGAAAACUAUACCUUUAAAGUUCCAAUGCCUUUGAUGCCCAAAAGUGACAUUACGGUUUACGGCGAUUCUGUAACUGUUACUCAUUUGGAUUUCACCAAUACUAACAUCGUUUUUUCCAUCGACCCAGCAGAUUUUGACAUUACCACUUCCAAUCAUGGUAAUAAAACCUACACACCUUCAUUUAGUGCAAAUAAAAUCAUAUCGCUGAGUGGGACGACAAUAUAUCAGCUAACAGCAACAGAUAGUGCUCCCGAACCGAAGUCUACUACAGUAACUCUAACAAUUGAAGUGGAUGAAGAGACUGGUUUGGACACGCCAACAUUUUCUAGUUCUCUUUUUUCAUAUAGCUACACAUAUAAAGACAAUGUCCCUACUUUAGUUAGUCUUGGUUCUGAUAUUAGUAUCAACAGCAACAAAAUCAGUAAUGCUGACUAUGAACUGGCUGGAGAUUACAAAGACAACUUUAAGAUAGUGUUUACUAAUGAAUCGAAAACUUUUUCUCUGGAAGUUAACACAGAUAACUCUCUUAAACUUGAUGCUAUCAGCCCAGUUAUACUUAAUUUAGUGUAUACAACUGAUUACACUACUAGUACAGUUCUAGUAGUGAACGUUAUCAAAAUAUUACCUAAGUUCAACAAUGAUUAUUACAGCGGAACUUACAGUUUCGAUGACAACACCAUAACGUGGCAAGAUGAAAUAAGCAUUACCGAUGCUAGUGGCGUAACCCUGUCUGGAGGCAAAGCAAGUUUAUUUAAUAUCGAUUCGUCUACGUACAAAAUUACACCUAUAGAUUCUUUGAAGACUAGUGAUUUUGACUCGAACUCAAAUAUAAUUUUGACCGUGACUGCACAAUCUGAGAGUGGCAAUUCCGAAGCCAUGGUCAUCAUUUCUACGCCUUCAAGUGAUACGGGUUCAUUGAAGUUUGACAAAUCACUGUAUAAAGCAACGUAUUCAGUCAGUACAGAGGAUAAAGAUACUGUAUCACUGACCGAUGAUAUUGGAUUUUCUGGAAUUACUGACUAUACUGAUAUAAGUAUCGAAGUUGAGGAAACUUACCAGUCUUCCAUUGAAAUCAAACUGGUCUCCGAUAAAUUCCAAGUCAACGUUUUAUCAAACUUGGAAGACUCUAUUCUGGCUUCAGGCGGAGAACUUUUAAUUUCAAUAACAGCAAGCCAAUCCGGAGUUACAGAUAAAGCUGUAGGCGUUUUAGUUUUGGAGCUUCCAAGCACCGUAAUGACAUUUGGUAAAAAUUACUAUACGGCUUCCUAUACCCAGGCGGAGUCUGGUUCUGAUUCUGUCCAUUUGGAUGAACUAAUAACCAUCGAUGUUGCAACAUCAAAUAUUCAACUCACUUUUGUUGGUUAUGAAAGUAAUUUCGAAGGAGCCUGUGAUUCGUCUCAGUGCACCUUCAAGGUUAAGGAUAACUUAGAUUCAAGUGUUCUAAGUUCAAAUACCGAAAUAUUAGUGCCAGUGGUAGCAACAUAUAGAUAUAUUUCUGGAAAAACAGCAAUUAUGGUUAAAUUACCUUCAUAUACUACCACGUUUUCAUUUUCCCAGUUACAUUAUUCGGCAGACUAUAUUAUAGAAACUACCGAAACUGGAACUGCGCAGGUUAAUAUAACUGAUGUCAUUUCCUUUGUUGAUCUUGGCUCAUCAGAUGUAGCUAUAUCUUUAAGUGAUUAUUCCUCCAACUUUAAAAUCGCUUACGAUUCUUCAACUAAAGCCUGCCAGAUUACAGUGACGGAAAAUUUAAAGUCUGAAGUACUUGGGAAUAAUUCUAAAUUAAUUAUAGAUUUAACAGCGUCUAAAGAUGGAACCGGCGAUUACAGCAGAGCUAGUUUAAUUUUGAAAUUACCUGAUAAAAUAAGCGUGGCUUUCGUGCAGGCGCAUUACACUGCUGAAUACGUCAUUAAUGGAGACCAAAACGAAAUAGUACUAUUGGACGAUUCGGGCAUUGAAAUUACCGAUUAUGCGAACGUAAUUAUUACUUUAAAUUCAUUUUCUGAAGUCUUCAGUGUCGCUUAUGAUGCGACUCAAAGCAAGACUGUAAUAAAAAUAGAUAAUCCUUUAAACGACACUGUUUUAACUAACUAUUCUGAACUAAAACUGUCCAUGACGAUUACUAAAGUUGCUGUGUCUUACGGAGAUGCAGUUUUGACUAUUAAGUUGCCCAGCCUUAGUUUUGCCAACAAGUUUUAUGUGGGGACUUACUCUGUGGAAAAUGAUGCAGCUAAAAUCGAUAUUGAUGCUAUGUCAAUUGAAACCGCAGAUUUGUCACUCGUUGAUGUAACUUUAUCAGAUUAUACAGACUAUUUUACAACAACCUUGACUGAUAACAAAUUGACUUUGACAAGUUCAAAACCCUUAACUUCCGAGAUAACGGACAAGAACGAGAAUCUACCCGUCACGCUUACAGCAACUAGAAAAAGCGACAACAGUGUAUUGGCCACAACCAGUCUAGUCAUCAAUUUACCUUCUAGUGCCAGUGAUAGUAAAAAACCAGAAUUCACCAAAUUCACAUUUAAUGGAACCUAUACUGUCACAGAUAAUGGGGCAACUGUUGCAUUAGAUAGUGAUAUAAUUAUACUAAAAAAGAGUGGCAUCACUGUUACUUCAGUUUACAUUGAAGAUGCAACAUAUUCAGGUAAUUUUGAGUUAGAGAGUAAAGAAGAAAACAUCUAUACAAUAAAAGUGAACAGCUUAUUAUCAGAUAACACUUUAAAAACUGAAACCAGUCUUGUUUUCACUCUCAUAGCUGUAUCCAGCGAUGGUGUUAGUGGUUAUGCAUCCUUAGUAAUUACACUUCCAAAAAUAGCUAAAGAACAAUCAGUUAAAUUCAAAGACAUUUUGUAUACUUCAGAAUACAAAAAUGGAGAACUUAAGUUAAACAUUGACUUAGAAACGGAUUCUAGUGAUAGUGACAUCAAUAUUGUCCUCUCCAAUGAAAAUAACUUGGCUUCGUAUUUCACCAAAACUUAUUCCAAGAAUGUUCUUGUGAUUAGUGCUACCAACUUACCCGAAAGUGUAACCAGUAACAAUGCAGUUAUAGCACUAAAAAUAGUAGUGACUGAUCAAAGUACUCAGGAUGAAGCUAGUGCUGUCCUAAAUGUGAAUACUGGUGUCAGCAAUAAUUCAAACGAUGAUAGUAGUCCAACUGGCAUGAACAAAGGUUUACUGGUAGCUGUGAUUAUAUUGGCCUGUCUUUUAGUUAGUUUAAUAGUCACUGCAGGAGUAUACUGGUACUUUAAAAACAGAGAAAAUUACGCCAAUUUGGAAGAAGAUGUCGAAAAGAUAGAACCAAAGCAGACCAAGUUUACUAAGAAGAAUGACAUCAAGAAAAAACCUGAUUCAAUUUCUAGUGAACCCUUACGAAGACCUACAGGUAUCCACAUUAUACCUCCCACUCCUCCCAUAGAAGAAUUGGACGAGGUUCAAGUAGAUGGCGCACCCAAAUCAGGCUCAGACAAAGUUGUAGCUUUCAGUGAUGACGUUGAGAAAAUCGAAGACAACACUAGUGACGAUUUUACCGACAAUUAUGUUAAUGUUGCUGAAAGGAGACCUACAAAGUUCGUUUUUGCCAAACAAGACGCAGUAGAGACAAACGAGGAUGACGAUACUGACUCUGACAAUUAUAUCAGUGUAGCUGACAGAAGACCUACAAAGUUCGUCUUUGCAAAUCCUUUGGAGGAAGGAGUUUUUGAUUCAACGGACUCAUCUGCUAAGUCUCCAGUACCAAAUCCUGAUGAAGAACGAAAAAAAUCUGUUGCUUUUGACGAUAAUGUUGAAAGAGUUCACAUUGACCCUAUCCAAGAUGAGAGCGACAGUGAUGAAGAUAGUGAUACUGCGGAAAAUGAGAAAGCAGAAGAGAAACCUGAUGAAAGCCAACUAAACGAAAUGCCGAGUGAUAUACUGAAACAAGUGUUCUAGAGGAUAUAAAUAUAGUGAAACUUAAGAGUAAUCUUUUUUCUCAAUGAGAUUAAUGUGGAAUAAUACUCAAAAGUAAUGUUGAGUAACAAAAGAAAACCAGUUAUAUUUUUUACUAUUUUGCUGUUUAUAGGUCUGAAGUAUUUGUUAAGCCUUUGUAGAGCUAUUGUAAGUUAUUUACAUAAACAUGAUUAAAGUUAUAACAAAAAUUAAAAACUUUUGUAAAAA
Sitophilus oryzae (rice weevil) is the source of this 4606-nucleotide messenger RNA. RefSeq lists its product as uncharacterized. The coding region runs from base 56 to 4381 and encodes 1441 amino acids. The transcript has 20 exons. The record is from RefSeq and is a predicted model, not a curated record. NCBI's taxonomy places the organism in Eukaryota, Metazoa, Arthropoda, Insecta, Coleoptera, Curculionidae.